Messenger RNA from Trematosphaeria pertusa, 630 nucleotides. RefSeq lists its product as uncharacterized. The transcript has 4 exons. The record is from RefSeq and is a predicted model, not a curated record. The coding region runs from base 1 to 630 and encodes 209 amino acids. Lineage: Eukaryota; Fungi; Ascomycota; Dothideomycetes; Pleosporales; Trematosphaeriaceae.
AUGUCCUUCAUCCGGUCUGCGGCGCUCCGUGCGUCUGCAAUCGCCCGCCCCGCGAAGAAGAGCUUCCGCGCCGCCGAGCUCCAGCCAUGGCAGCGCACUCUGCAGCGCAGGACAUACGCCUCCGCCGGCUCCCACGGCGAUGCGAAGAAGAGCGAUCUGCCAUGGAUAGUUUCGGCUGUUGCUGCAACCGGCGUCGGCCUCUACUUCGUCAUCAACCAGGACCUGGGCGGCCACGGCGACGCUGAGCACCACGCCGAGCACUCCGAGAAGCACGCCGAGCCCGAGGAGAAGGAGGCGGCGCCGGCAGAGGAGGAGCCCAAGGAGGCGUCUAAGAGCGAGAACAAGGGCGAGGAGAAGAGCGAGGGGAAUGCUGAGGCACCUCCAGACAAGAGUGACGAGCCCAAUCCUCGCAAGGAACCCAAGAGCCAAAACGAGACGUCCGGCAAGCAGGAGGGCAUGUCCAACACCGACACCAAGCACACCAGCGAGAUAUCCAAGCAGGACGAGAAGAGCAAAAAGGGCGAGGGCGUCGCCGAGUCGGCCAAGCUCAAGGGCACCGUAUCCACCGAGCGACCUGGAGCGGAGAACAAGGAGGAGCGUGGAAAGGCCCAGCAAGACAAAAGCCAAUAG